Molecule: messenger RNA, 8631 nt
Organism: Durusdinium trenchii
Lineage: Eukaryota; Dinophyceae; Suessiales; Symbiodiniaceae
Source: the annotation of a GenBank genome assembly
AUGGAUUUACAUGCCGGAUGGCUUGCCAUCGACGCUUGGCCAGCAUGCCUUUUGAUCGCAGUUCUAAUUUGGGCUUCGACCCAUUGGCUGAAGCAACGCAGUUCGACACCAGCCAGGAGCGAUGAGCCCAAGCGCUCCAUCAGCACGGAGACCCUCUCCACCGCCACAGGGAGUGAUAGCCCUCGCAGCUCUUCCGAGAAGGUGCCCGAUCCUGUGACCUGCUGGCCAUUCAAGGACAUCUUUGGAGGUUGCAUGGGAUCCAUGGAUGCAUCUCCCCAAACCCGUGACGUCUCAUCUGGGUGGAACGCCGAGCACAAAGAUUUGUCAACUCAUGUCCACUACAGGUCUGAGCUGUACGGUACAAGCUUUGGCAUUAUCGAUGAGGACAUCAACCGCUUGAUUCAGGCAGUAGUACCAAAUCCCGCAAAACAUCAGGAGAUCGCCACAAAGCUUCGUGAGCUCAAGCGUCUUUGUGAUGGAUGGCCAUCCUAUGGAUGGGUACAAUCUCAAGACAAUCGAGUGCUGCUGAGGUUCCUCCUAGCGCGGCAGUUGAACGUGCAGAAGGCCUUGGAGAUGCUUCAGAACACACUCCAGUGGCGCCAACGAAGCGGUGUUUCCAACGUGCUGCCUUUGUGGGACAAGGCCCUCCACGAGCGUUUCGACCGCUACUUCAAGUGCUUGGCGGUCACUGGCACCGAUCACGAUGGAGAUCUGGCUGCGUCGCUGCGCUCACUAGCUUUCAGACUGGUGGCGCGGAGCCUAGCAAUGGCUGAUGGGGGCGACAAACCCUUUUGGAAAGACGAUGAGAUCGUCUGCGACAAAGAUGGAGUGCCCCACUACACCGGCAGGUAUCCCAGCCUCAUGAAGGAGUAUCGCCGUCGAGUCCUUUUCUGUUUCAACAACCUGGAAGGAGACGGCAAGGACGCAACAGAAGAGGCCAGGGAUUUGGAAAAGAAGAAAGCCCGAUUUGCCAAGAAGCUCCUGGACGCCCUGCACGGCGAAGCUUGGCGAGCCUGUCAGGAUCUUCUGACCAAGGCUGAUGAGCUCAAGAAGCCAAAUGGAUACAAGUUGAUCUUCGAAUGCCUCCAGACCAUCGAGAAAGCACCGAUCAUCCGGAAGACGGAAGCCUUUGACCAGUACUUUGAGAACUGCUUUAGGCGCAAAGGCCAAUCGGUGGAUGACUACCUCCGGAGGCGGAAGCAAGAUUGGGAAGAUCUUUGUGAUCUGAGUGACAACACCUCAAUGAGCGAGGACCUUCGCUCAUACUUCUUGCUGAAGAACAUCAACCUGGGCCGUGAUGACAGGAGAUCCAUCCUCCUUGCAAACCAGUCGGAUUACACCAUCGCUGGAAUCGAGAAGGCGCUUCGUGUCAGCUACUAUGAUGUCCAUGAGAAGGAGAAGAAACAAAGCUGGCAACCGAAGCAAGACAAGCCACACCGGCGUGAUGGUGGGUUCCGCAAGCGCGGAUGGGCUCAUUUGGCUGAAGAGGUUGAUGAUGAGACCGCCGAGUUCGAGAUUCAAGAGUAUGCCAACUACGACCUCGACGAGAAUGACAUGGAGCAAGAAGAUGAUGAAGAGGCCUAUCAAGUCGAGGAGGCCUAUGAAGUUGAACAGCACUCGGAUGAAGGGGCAUCACAAGACGAAGAUGUCUACAAUGCCUAUGCAGCCUUCGACAAGAUGAGAAAAGGCUACAAGGAGAGCCGUGCCAAGUUGAAGGAGUUGCAGAAGAAUCGAGGCUUCUUCCGAGCAGAUCUUCGUGGAGAGCUCACCUAUGAUGAAAGGAAGCAAGCGAUCGACAAGGAGAAGCAACGGACAAGAUGCGGCACCUGCGGCCACGUCGGCCAUUGGUCGGGGGAUCCUCAAUGCCCUCGCGCAUCCAAGUCCGGUCCCAAGAAGAUUCAGUCAGGUGCAAGUGGAAGCAACAAGAAAGGCAAGGGCAAGGGCAAGUCCCGUGGCAAGGCCUAUUUGGUCGGAGAUGGACCUUUGUUGUUUUCGCUGGAUGAUGAUGACGGAGAAGAAACGCAUGCAGCCUACAUGAUUGGUCCUGGGGAGAAGGAGGAAGAUCAGAUGCAGCAAGAUGCCGGGCUCAAUGACUUUGAUGAGCGUCGCAAGACAUCGGCCAGUCAGGCCGUGAGCCCACGAUCUUCUUCGAUUUGGGAGCAUGUUGCACCGAAUGACAUCCCCACAGCUUAUGCCGGCGCCACUACGAUCGCUGGCCCACGGCUUGGUUCAGGUUCACAGCAGGUAGCAGAGAUCACAUCACAAGUUGAUUGGAUGGUCCCGGUUGCUUCAGAGAAGAUGUCCCUGCUGUAUGUCAACAGCUUUCAGGAGGUGAUGCCAGACACGCCAAUCAUGGAGAUGAAGGCCCGUGAGCUGCAGGCAGAAUGUGAGCAUUGGAACCUCCAGACAUCCGGCACCAAGGCACAGAUGCAAGAUCGUUUGAACAGCUUCUUCCGAGGAGAUGCAGUUUUGAAGAAGGGCAGCUCAAGUCGCUAUGUGAGGUUGGUCACCGAGGCCCCAAGGCCGAAGUCCGUGGUACAGCCAGCUUCACCCAAGAGGAUGCCAAUGUCAGCCAGUUCGGCACCCAACUCACCGGCACCAAGUUCCAGCGUUCCCCAUGGCAGUCCGGCAUCAGUUCGAGUCACCACGGCAGUCCGACUGCACGGAGGAGGCCUGGAGGAGGAACCGCAGAGCCAAGGACUGAUUCUCCCAAAGUCCAAGUCGCCGAUCUAUGUCGAUGCCACUGUAUUCCAAUCCCUACGGGCAUGGCAGUGGGAAAGGCGACCAUGGAGGUCACGUGUCCGAUCUGCGAAAGCGCUAUGGUUCUUCGUGCGAACCGAGUUGAUGGUGGUCUUUUCUUUGGUUGCAGCCGUUUUGGAAAGCAAGAAUGCACUGGCACUCGACGAUUUGAUGAGGUGGUGCGGCCGGCAUCACAGUAUGGCCACCGGGCAUAGCCCGGCAAGUGCAUUCGAUGGCAGCAACAAUGUAUCACCGCCAUUCUUGGCAAGCGCUUUCAUGAGCCGGGAUGGUGAGCAUGAGCCGAAUUCGAUCCUUGAGCCCAAUGCCAAAGACUUCGAAGCGAACACGAUGAAUUCACUGCAUGAUGAAGGUGGGCAUGACUAUGAUGAUGGUCCACAAGAUGAGUCGCGACUUUGUUUGCUGGAUUCCGCAUGCACGGCCUGCAUGCACAGCCGGAGGUGGAGACAAGCCUAUGAGCGAACACUUCCUGCAGGCCUCAGCUGCCAGAAGACAGAUCAAACCAAGGUGUUCCACUUCGCCAACGGAGCAUCUACCGAGGACAGAGUUGCUGUUUGGGAGAUUCCCAUUUUUCUUGGAGGUCGUAGAGGACAGGUAUACAGUGCUGAACUUCCAGAAGGUUCUACACCGCUGUUGCUUUCCAUUCCUGCCAUGACAGCAUUGGACAUGACCCUCCAGAUGAAGCAACGCAAAGUUCUUGUUCAGUCGCUCAACAUUGAACUUCCCAUGUUUGUCACAAAGACAAAGCACCUCGCAGUUGAAGUGGCGUAUAAAGAAGGUUCAACAAUUCCCGAGCUUUCGAUGGAAGCAGCCCCUUCUGUGAUGUCUGACAAACGUGACCUUAUGGUUUACUACAGUGAGGAAGCAGAGUUUCCUUUGUUGGGCGAGAUGGCCGAUGUUGAGGUCUCCAUGUUCUCCCGCAGCAAGGACAAGCAGCAACCAACUCUUGGAGCACGUGGCGUCUUGGACAAUGAUGCAAGAGGCCAGCUGUCUGAGAGAAGAGCGAAGGAGUUGCAAGCAAAAGCUCAGAAAGCACAAGCAGUUGAUUCUCGCACCUGGGCAGCUUUGAAAAGACAGUACAGUCUUGCAGAGCAAUGGGCGACCAAAUCUUUUUCCACCACAGUGCUCUUCGAACCUUUUGGAGGGAAUUUUGGAGUCACAAGAGUAGCAUCCCAUGUUCACGGAUGGACGAACAGCCAACCGCUGGAUCUCAUGGAUGGCUAUGACAUCAUUUCCCCCGGAGGCCAACGACUGUUGUGGAAAGUUUUGGAAGAACAUGAUCCCUACAUGGUUCUCAUCGCCUUCCCAUGUACUUUCUGGAGUUUGUUGUGCAACCUCAGCCAAAGUGUUGACUGGGGAAAAUUGAGGAGAACAUUGGGUCGAGCAACAUUGCUUUUGGUCGUACGCAUUUGUGUUUUUCAGCACCGCAGAGGACGUUUCUUUUUGCUAGAGAACCCAGCCGGGUCUAUGGCGUGGGUAUUUGAGAAGAUCAUUGCAAAAUUGUUUGUUCUUACAGAUGCUGUUUACACCACAGGCGAUCAAUGCAGAUACGGCAAAGUUGAUCUGGAGAGUUCGAGGCCCAUCAAGAAACCAACGGGAUGGCUCAGCAACAACCAGUUUGUCCUCAAUCAGCUGGGUCGCAAGUGCACAUGUCGUUGGGGUUCACACCAGCAAGUUUUGGGGAGCAACCAAUUUGGUUCCAGAGCUCUUCAAGCAGCAGCAUACCCUGAAGGCCUUAGCCGGGCGAUUUGUUCCGGCAUUCUCAUGAGCAUGAAGUUUGAGUACAGCCUCGCCAUGUCUUACAAAGCAGGUUCACACAGCUUUGUCUCCUUUGAACUUGCCUUUCCAGCUCGUGAUGAGGUGGAUGUUGAUAUGGAGGAGGCAGAUCGGGAGGAGGUCACCAGGGAAGAUGCGCAGCAUGACAAGUGGACGGUCAUUCAACCAGAUCGUCUCAUCCGAGAGCAUUUUGUUCCAAGGUUGAGACUUUUCAUGCCGGCAGCUUUGACAGUGCCACCCAUUCCGAUUCACCGGAUCUUGCCCGGGAGACGAACUGUUGCCAAGUAUUUGAACCACAACAGUGAGGUUGUUGACAAUGAAAUUUAUGAUGAUGAAUGGGCAACAGGUGGUGUGAGAUCUAUGUAUCGUACAUGGGUGGGCCACACAGAGUUUCGUUUCCAGCCAGAGGAGCUUCAAGAGCGUUUUCAGCCUGUUGCAAUGAACCAACCUUCACAACCGGAGCUUGUUGAUUUUUCUCCUUUGACGCCGGCACCGGCGACACCUGCACCUGGUACACCAGGUAUUCUGCAGAGGAGAAGGGCACGUACACGACAGCUGCAACGUUGCUUCUGGACUGAGAUUGAGAGUCCGGAUGUGGUUGAUCUUUUGGAAAGAACUUCAGAGCACAUACUGGAGCAGGGAGCUGGCGAUUGGACACUUUUGGAUCCCAACAGCGAUCUUUUUACAGAGUGGCAAUCCCAUGAGUCAGCAAACGCAGAUGUUGUUUUAGCUCUCUGUUCACACCGUGCCAAGAGGAUGAAGAAACCUCAACCACAUGCAGGUCCAGCAGAUGUUCCAGUGCGUCGCUCAUACCUUUUGUUGGCAGGUGGAGAAGACGGCAAGCAAGGUCUGAGCACAGACUGGGAGGAUUGGGCACAGAUGGCACCCUCGUCACAACAGCGUCCACUUGUUGGUACACACCGUGUUUUCUACAUGGUUUUGUAUGGCAAGCCCGCAGGUGAAGCUGAUGAUCAGAAAGGUGACAAGUUUUUGCAACAAGAGCUGAGCGAGAACGGAAGUGGCAAGUUUUGCUUGUUGUUGGCCGUGAGUCCUGAGCACUUAGCCCGAGCUUUUGACCAAGAGGUUCGACAAUGGGCAAUCGUUGAUCAGGAACGUGAGUUGAUUGACGCAAUGCCAGCAGCUGGUGGAACAGGGUUCAUUGACCUUCGGAAAACUCCAUUACCACCUGCACUCACCGAAGGCGCAAUAGCAGAUGCGCCAGAAAGUCAGCAGGAGGAUGACGAUAUGGGCAUUCCGAUUGAAGGUCUUGAGCAGCCGCCACAAAGAGUUGAAGAACCUUCCAGUGAGGAGCAAGCAGCACCUGCGCCAGUGGAUAAUGUUUCUUCGGAAGACCUCAGUGCAAGCUCUACAUCCAUGGCCCGGAUGAAGCUGGAAUCUGACAGAGAUCAGAGAAGAAUGUUGAAGAGCAGCGAGUUCUUCGACAAACGAGCUCGUGAGAGAAGGGAAGCUCGUGAAAGACGACAAUCCGAUUUCGAAGAAGCUGAACGACUUCGUGAACAGCAGAGACAAGCAGAGGCAACACCUAUAGAAGAAGAUGUUUUUGAUGAGGAACUUCACGACUACCACCAGAGUCGACCGACCCGACAGUUGACACCAGUCGUGGAGGACCCAGCUGCAGAGGCGAAUGAAAGAGAAGCUAAACGCUUGAGAGUGUCUGAGGAUAGUCCUGAGACCGCCAAUUUCGUCGAUGCAGCAGACAAAAUUCCUUUUGCUUUCAUGGCCACCGAACAAGAAGGUUUUCUUGAGGAGACGGCAUAUGCCUACUACAUGGACAGGCAGCUGGCCUAUGAAGGCCUUGGUGUUAGUUUGGACACUUUCAUUUUUGGCAUGCGGCGCAACGACUUCUACGAGCGCUACAAGUCCAUGCAGGAGCACGCCAUGCAGGGCACAGCUCUGAGUGCCCCAGACACCAAGAAGAAAGGAAGAAAAGAAGUGAAACUUCAUGAGUUGAAGCCCGAGCUUCGUCGAGAGUUCACCAAAGAAGGAGGCUCAGAUCAACGAGAGUGGGAUGCUUGGAAAUCCAAAGAAGCCUGCGAUGUUUUGAGCCCAGAUGAGAGUCGAAAGAUUCAGCAAAACAGCCCAGAGCUCAUCAUUUCCACAAGAUGGGUUCGCACAAACAAGAAUGAUGGUUUGCAAAACAAAGAGUUUUUAGCAAAGAGCAGACUUGUUGUACAAGGGUUCAAAGACCGGUCCCUUGGACAUUUCAGGCGGGAUGCACCAACAGCUUCAGCAAUUGCCGAGUCGAUUGUUUUGGCAAUUUGUGCCUACCUCGGCCUGACCUUGUUCGCCAAAGACAUCAAGAACGCCUAUUUUUCUGGACGCAGUUUGGAAAGAGAGGUUUACUUGUCCCAACCUCGUGGAGGCUUGCCCGGCCUUCAAGAAGGCCAACUCCUGAGAGCUCGAAAAGCCAUUUACGGUUUUGCAGAAGCUGCGCGAAUGUUUUGGCUUGCUUUGAGGGAGUACCUCAUUUCAGAUGGCUGGCAGGAAAGUCGUUUGGAGCCCGCUUUGUUUUAUUUGAGGCAAGGCAACAAGCUUCGUGGAAUCCUGGUCAGUCACGUAGAUGAUCUUGAGGGAGGCAUACAGCCUGAUAUGUUGGAGACAGCUUUCUCAAAGUCCUCACAAGCACUUGAAUUUGCUACCAACCACUACAGAGACUUCAUUUUCCGUGGCAGGGAGAUUCACCAGACUCCAGAAGGACAUGUUGAUGUCAGCAUGAAGAACUACGCUUUGAGCAUGAAGCCGGUCCGCAUCGAAAAGCACCGUCGGCAGCAGCUUGAUUCAGAGCUGACAAAAGAAGAACUCGACCUCCUACAGAGUUCAGCUGGCGAGCUCGGGUGGAUCACCCGGCAGUUGAGGUGCGACCUGGCCUUCGAGAACGGCGUGAUUCAAAGAUGCAAGACAGAAGCUUGCAUAGCUGACCUUGUUCGCUUGAAGCAAUAUGUUGGACAAGCUCGACGAGGCGCCAACUUUAGACUUCGAUACUGGAGCGAUGUGAACUUGAGUGAAGCCGUGGUUGUGCAUUUAGCCGAUUCUGGUUUUGCAAAUGGCAGCCCUGAGCACAAUGGCCUUCUUCGCUACCGCUCGGUGGGAGGCUACUUCAUUCUCCUUGCCAACAAGGAGAUACUUCAGGGACAACCUGCAAGAUGCAACAUGAUUUGUUUUCAGAGCAGCCAAACCAAAAGAGUGUGUCGCAGCACGUUAGCAGCUGAAGCCAGUCACCUAGCAGAAGCGGUUGAAGCUGGAGAUUGGGUAACAGUUGUUUUGGAGGAGGCUCUGACCGGAGAUGUUGAUCUCCGGAAUUGGCAAAGUGUGAUAGAAAGAAGGGAAAGGGUCUAUGUGACCGAUGCAAAGUCGGUUUACGACUAUCUGCAUAAGGACGCCACAAGCACCAGCACUGACAAGAGGAUGGCAAUAGAAGGUGCACUCCUAAGGGAGACCGUGAGAAAGCCCAAAGCAGAUGUCAGAUGGAUCGAUGGAAUGCAAAACAUAGCAAAUGUUUUGACCAAGCACAAUGCCGAGAAGGACACCCUUCGAGAGUUUCUGAGGACAGGCCAAAUGUCGCUGACGCAGACAGAGGCCAACCAAAAGUUGAAAGAGAAAAGACGCCAAGAGCGCCAGAGCAGAAGUGAAAAGAAAAGAAGUUUCAAAGAAACCAACAAAGAAGCUGAUUUGAAGCAGAAAAGGACUGCAAAGGCCGAAGCCAUUCGACCUGGAGAGGCCACGGCCGUCAUCGACCUUGAAGGGAUCGACAUGAGCAUCGCGGAUCGACGCCUACUGACCCUGAGCAAGGUGAUUGGUCGCAUUGAAGCUGACAACUACCCGGAGGUGCUGAAGAGGGUCAUCGUGGUCCGGGCGCCAUGGUUUUUCCCAGCAAUCUUCCAGAUGAUCAAGCCCUUCAUGGAUCCGGGCACCGUCGCCAAGAUCCUCAUGCCCAAGCAGAGCGAGACCCGAGAGGUCCUGUUGCGGCACCUGCCAGCCAGAUGCAUCCCCGAGGAGCUCGGUGGCUCGUUUCCUAUGGACCGUCUACCUCCGGGAGGUGAUGUACCUCAGGACCUCGUGGAUAAAACUUUCCGGUGA